AUGACAACAUUGAUCACGAAAGGGCAGGCAGCGUGUUUGGUGCUAGGAGAGUCAGUAACGGAAGCAAAUCAUGUGAAGUGCAAAGCCAUUGUUAAUGGGACACCAUUUGAUAUUGUUUAUACGUCGGAGAGAGGCAACACACGACCCAUUGCCAUUGGCAAGGUAGUCGCUGAACGCGAUCCCUUUACAUAUCUUAAUUACCCUGAUACACCACCUCCUUGUCACGUUGAUUCCCCCAGCUUUAUUGAAACAAACGACUCCAGUAUACCUAACGGAAGCAGCAGCUGUGCACUAGAUAAUGUUGAAAGCAGUUCCAGCUCGUACAAGUCAACAGACAGUUAUAAUGUCCUUAAACCAACAAAAGCUAGUGUCAUGGACCUUCUGCGCAUCUUUUUGACAGCAAACCCAGCUAGUAGUGUCAAGAAUCAUUAUGAUCUCAAGUCAUUAACUGAGAAGGAUAUCUUCAAUCUAGUGAUAGCCAAUAUACCGAAUGUUGGUGAUUCGUUUACUGCUAACCAGAUCAACAAAUGGCUAACUACUGAUGGAUAUAAUGGCAAGAAGCGGCAAAUGGUAAUUUUAAAAGAGCGAUGA
Messenger RNA from Zychaea mexicana, 591 nucleotides. RefSeq lists its product as uncharacterized. The coding region runs from base 1 to 591 and encodes 196 amino acids. NCBI's taxonomy places the organism in Eukaryota, Fungi, Mucoromycota, Mucoromycetes, Mucorales, Lichtheimiaceae. The transcript has 3 exons. The record is from RefSeq and is a predicted model, not a curated record.